AUUGAAGAAGAGUAAGACAUUUUAAGAAGAAGUUGAUGUUUGGACGGGUCCAGAAAGUCCUAUCCAAACAAUUAUUUAAGUCUUUGACACAACUUUUCUUAUUACGGAAUUCAAGAACAGUCACUUCUAAAAUGUCUUUCCAGUACCCAAAUGCUUACCGUGACGAGGCAGUUGUGGACGACUACCAUGGCAAUAAGAUUCCAGACCCGUACAGUUGGCUGGAAGACCCAGACAGCGAAAAGACGCAGGCUUUUGUCAAUGCUCAGAACCAGCUGACACUGCCCUACUUGGAGCGCUGUGAGGUGCGAGACCUGUUCAAGGAGCGCAUGACGGAGCUCUACGACUACCCCAAAUACAGCUGCCCCUUCAAGAGGGGGAGUAGGUAUUUCCACUUCUACAACACUGGUCUCCAGAACCAGAGUGUGAUGUAUGUUCAGGAGAGCCUGGAGGCAGAGCCCACAGUCUUUCUGGACCCAAACACUUUCUCUGAGGAUGGGACUGUUGCUUUACAAGGCUAUGCGUUCUCGGAGGAUGGCGAAUACCUGGCGUAUGGUACCAGCGCCAGCGGCUCGGACUGGGUGGAGAUGCACUUCCUGCAGGUGGAGGGGGCUGUCGCCCUCAAGGACAAACUAGAGAGGGUUAAGUUCAGCUGCAUGUCCUGGACCCACGACGGCAAGGGCCUCUUCUACAACUCUUACCCCUCAUAGCUCUUCCUCUUAUUUGUCAUCCUCCUCUGUAUUAUACUCCAUGUGUAUUUUGGUUCUGUCGAGAGAUAGGUGAUACAGGGUAGGACUUAAAACACUUAGUUAUCAGCCUAAAGGUCAAAGGUUAAGGCUGCAAAUGUCAUCAGUAGGCGGUCAUAAAAUGAAACAGCCCCUAAUUGGUGCAACCCCCUACACAAUACAGACAAUUGUAUGUAUUUAUCAUUUGGAGUGCAUUUGGAAGGCUGUUGCUCAGUAAAAUCACUAGGUAAAUUAUUUUAGCAUUUAGGAUUUUAACUCUUCACAGUGUUGGCGUGAAUGGGUUUAGAUUUAGGUUAUUUUGUUGUUCUGUGGCCAGGAGGAGUGUAAUGCAGAAAGAAAGUGUGUGUCCGUGUGUGUCCACAUAUCCUCUCAGACUGAUGUUAAUUUCUACCUCUUGACAUGUGCUGAUUGUUUAUCAAUUAAAGGGAUAUAAACAACUAACUGCAAUGCCACAACUUCAAUAAAAAACAUUUUGAACAG
Oncorhynchus mykiss (rainbow trout) is the source of this 1223-nucleotide messenger RNA. It is a transcript of the gene ppce, whose product is annotated as Prolyl endopeptidase. Gene Ontology annotation, cellular component: cytosol. Lineage: Eukaryota; Metazoa; Chordata; Actinopteri; Salmoniformes; Salmonidae. The record is from RefSeq and is marked provisional. Gene Ontology annotation, molecular function: serine-type endopeptidase activity; oligopeptidase activity.